UAGACUGUCACAUUACAGUUUGGGUCAAAUGCAAAACAUGAAUUCCUCAUUUCACCAAAGGCCUAGAGUUGGGCUGUGAGAUCUAACAAUGCAACACAAAGUAGGCCUAUUAGGCCCAUAACGGACAUUCAACUAGUUUUAUAAUUAACAAGUGGUCAUAUGUUAUGGCUUUAUUUGGAGCAUGUCAAUGUUUUUACUUUUUCAACUAGGAAGGAAAUAUAGAACAAGAUGGAAAUAGGACAAGACGGAUAUAACAAAAAAAUGUCGUGAUAUCAAAAGGUCUGGCGUACAAAGUGGGACACUAUCUAAACGGGCACUUGACUUGAAGAGGUCUGUUUGUGAAGACACCGAAUGACGGCUGCCACAGACAGGCCGUCCUCUCUUGACUAUAUAAACAUCUAUCAAUGGCUGACAUAUGUUGAUUGUUUAAGAGUUUCUUUUGACUCGAGACAUGUGAACCUACUGAUAGAACCUACAGUUUAAAAGAGAUUUAAAAUAAUAAAACAGAAACAAUGCUUUGAAUAGACAACUUCUCUGUUCAAUGAAGUGAAUUAUACAGAAAAUUCCUGCUCCCUUGGAACUACGGCGCUUAAAACUAUGGCACUCCCAUAUUUCUACAUCUACAGGUCCGUCGAAAGUUGAUUGACUAGCAGUAAAAGGCAACAAAUGUGGAGCCUGGAGGCUGUAAGGCGGACAGGAAGACAACAUGGCACACCAAUGACAAAAAUUGAAUAAACAAUAUUUAAAAAAAAUGAAGUUUUGUUGUUUUCUAUGUUUGUCAUAAUCUGUCUCUCUUUCUAUCUUCCACUCUCUCUCUCUCUCUCUCUAUCUACCUGUCUAUCCAUCCAUCUAUCUAUCUAUCUAUCUAUCUAUCUAUCUAUCUAUCUAUCUAUCUAUCUAUCUAUCUAUCUAUCUAUCUAUCUAUCUAUCUACCCAGCCACUUUGUAUUUAAUGCAUACAGCCUGUAAUUCCAUUGAAUGAUUGCCUGUGUUUCAAAAUGUUUGAGAGCGCCCCCGUGCAGUAUGUUGGUAACGGCGUCAUUGUCUUGCGGCUCUGUGAGAACAUGAUUGGAGCUAUGUAGCGAGCAUUAAGUCUGUUUCUGGUCAUCGGAAAUGUGUGAGAUUGUGUCUGAUCAAACUAGGUGUGUUCUUAAGUAUGGUCAAACUAGAUGUGUGCGUGUGUGUGUUUGCGUUUGAUGAAACUAAAUGUGUGUUCUUGGGUCUGGUCAAAGUAGAUUUGUGUACACGAAUGCAUGUGUUUUGUCAUGUGAUUUUCUCGUCAGCAUGUGUUAAUUCUGUUACUGUAUUCGUUAGUCGUAUUGUCAUCACCCAUAGUGUCACUAUUAUAAAAUAGUGUAAGUUAUAUUCUUAACAGAUUCACUAAACACUAAAUGUAUUACUUUUUUUUUCCAGCCAGUGAGACUACUGAAGCAUAUAUUGGUAAAACAGAGAUUCCUUCUGAAAAGAUUGGUGCAUGCUUAGCUGCUCAGGAAUAUGGCGUCUCUUUUCCAGAAACUAUCGCUGGCGGUUUGUCCACUGUCGCAUGUUCACCAAGGUACACAGGAACAGUCAAUAGGUUGUGUAACAAGGGAGGUAACUGGGAAUACCCAAGUUUUAGAGACUGUUUACCCAUCUCUCUUCAGCAGCUCCUACCACUGCUCUCAAGACUGGCUGAACUGAAGAAUGAGUCCGACUACAGAGCCCAAGAAGCCAUCUCCAACGUAACAGAGAGUGUGUUUGAAUACUUCAGAAGUAACCCAAGGAUAUUAUCAGGAGAUAUUAAAGCAAUAAUAGAAAUAUUGUUUGAAAUGACCAUUGCACUGAAAGGACACAAGUUAAUUGCUACAAAGCAGUUGGUCGAGGGACAAAUAGAUCAAAUUGACAAGAUACUUUCAGUUGAUGCCAAAGAAUGGCGCGAUCUGUCAAAGGGAGUGAAAUCGAAUAACACUAGCGACCAGUUGUUAUUGUCCUUAGAAUAUCUUCUUCAAACCUUUAUAAUUUCGGAGAACAACACUGACGUGACAUUUAGUAAAGAUUAUCUCGAUGUAACAACUAAAACACAACGAAACAAUCCUCUGAUUUACCCACAAGCCAAUAAUGGCAGCUUUGAGGACACAGACAAUGAGAUAAUAUUUUAUCACAGUGAACAUGAAAUAUAUCGAUACUCAAUAAUAGUGUAUAAACAUAUCGCAGGAAAGUUGGCAGUCAAGAUGUUUGUGGACAACAGAGUGGACAGGGCACUGAGACCUGAACCAACAGAUAAAUUGUUUAAUUCUGACAUCAUAUCUUUCUCUGUUGUACCAAACACAAAACCCGAGACUUUAGCAAGCAGACCAGUUCAGAUAACGUUCAAGAUAUAUAAUACAAGUACCCCAAAACAGAUCUGUGCCUAUUUAUGGGAGAACAACAAUGAAAGCUACUGGGCAACCCACGGAUGUGAGACAGAAACAAGGGAAGAUAAUGUGACCUGUAGAUGUUCACAUCUUACAAACUUUGCUGUGCUCAUGUCUCCCUUUGAGCCUGACGUCACUCAUACAAGUGUCUUGCAAUUUAUUUCUGCUGUUGGCAUAGCUAUCUCCCUUAUUUGUUUGGUGGUUACCAUAACGAUAUACGUCAUCAUGUGGAGGUAUAUCAAAAGUGAUGCAAUCAUCCUGCACCUCAAUCUUAGUGUCUCAUUGUUUCUGGGAUACAUUAUCUUUCUUUUGGGCGUGACCAGGACACACAACUCUGUCACGUGUGCCGUUGUCGCUGUGCUGUUACAUUAUAUAUUUCUGGUGGUUUUCUUCGUAAUGCUGGCACAGGGGUUGUUGGUACUCAAGUCAGUCAUUUCCCUGUCAUCCAGCUCUAUAGUCAAAUAUUUGUUUCCUUUGAUGUAUGGUGUACCUUUAAUCAUUGUCAUCGUGUCAGUGUCAGUGACAGGAGCUGAUGGAUAUGGCAAUGCCAAAAUGUGCUGGCUCGAUAACAGUCAAGGUCUCUUGUGGGCAUUUGCUGCACCAGUUUGCACCGUUUUGUUGGCGAACUUUAUUGUUCUUAUUGUGGUAUUGAGAACUAUGCAAACAUCUCACGCCUUGAUGACUAAAGAGUUAAACAUUAAAAUUAAGUCAAUAAUUAGGUCAGUCUGUAUUCUGUCUCCAAUCUUAGGCAUUACCUGGGCAUUUGGUGUGCUGGCCAUUAGUCUUGACCAAGUUGCUUUCCAAUAUCUCUUUGCCAUUAGCAAUUCACUUCAGGGUUUGUCCAUCUUUCUAUGUCAGUGCAUCCUUCAACACCAAGUAUUUGAUGGACUUAGAGCAAUUAUACGUAGACAUCGCGCGGCUAGACUGGACUCAACGUCAAAAUUGACCAAUACUUCAAUGCAGGACAAAGUGUUUUCAGACUCUACAUUGCAGAGAACAACAAACUCAACAGAGACUGAAACUCUAAGUAAAGAAACAGUCACUUGCGAUGAGAAGUCACUAUAAAAAUGUCAUACAAUUGAACAUUUCAUAACAUUUAAACCAUUAUAUUAUGUGCGACAGAGCUCGUCUGCAGCACAUCAACAUAUAGUGCCAGACUAAACCUGAGAAACAGUUUGUUGUAAGACGGGUGUGAAUGUAUGUACAUAUAUACUUAAGGUUUUGUAUAUAGGUAUAUGAAUGUAUUAAAGCUAAUUAUUUAUUUCUCUUUUUUUUUUCGUUUUACUUGACAGAUGUUACAAUCAGACUUAUUAAACAUUUACAAUAAUAUAGAA
Messenger RNA from Biomphalaria glabrata, 3726 nucleotides. RefSeq names its product adhesion G protein-coupled receptor L3-like. Gene Ontology annotation, biological process: negative regulation of angiogenesis; cell surface receptor signaling pathway; adenylate cyclase-activating G protein-coupled receptor signaling pathway. The record is from RefSeq and is a predicted model, not a curated record. Gene Ontology annotation, molecular function: G protein-coupled receptor activity. Gene Ontology annotation, cellular component: membrane. The coding region runs from base 1391 to 3457 and encodes 688 amino acids. The transcript has 23 exons. NCBI's taxonomy places the organism in Eukaryota, Metazoa, Mollusca, Gastropoda, Planorbidae.